Molecule: messenger RNA, 11294 nt
Organism: Xyrichtys novacula (pearly razorfish)
Lineage: Eukaryota; Metazoa; Chordata; Actinopteri; Labriformes; Labridae
Source: the annotation of a GenBank genome assembly
GUUUUAGCUAGAGGACUCAUUUUGCAAAACAGGCUCUGCAUCUCUUCUUCUGUCUGAUUUUGCCUUUUUUUCUCAAACACAGCUUCUGUCACUGCUUUUUAUUUCUGUUUCCGUGUGUGAGAAAAUGGGAUUGGACACUGGAGUCAAUAUUUCAGAUGUACCAUACGGGGGAAAAAGUGCCUUCACCCAAAUGGAGCACAAUAUAGUGGCUGGAUAUCUCCUCACUGCAGGUAACAGAAGAAAGACAUCCUGUGGUGUCACUGAAAGAGUCUGAAUGAUGGAAAUGAUCUACGUUAAUGCUGCUUUUUUUUCUUUUUGUGUUUUCCUGCAGAGUUAGGACAGAGUGAUAAUAUUUAAAAGACCCUCAAAUCAGCAAGUGUUUAAAUAAAAACUCAACGUAUUAGACAUUGGAAGUUCUAACUAUCACAGUGGUAUAUUCUUACUGGCUCUGGCAGUUCUGAGUGAUGAUCAGGAUGGUCUGUGUGAGUGACAGUGCAGUCACAUCCAUGUCCAGUCUGCUGUUACAGACACGAAAACUUUUGGUGAAACUAUUAGUCUGUGAUACAGAAUAAGUUUGAAAAUCUUUUUUGUUGAUGGGCACAUGACCUCCAAGUUUUAGAACAAAAUCUUUGCAGUACUUUGGAUGAUAACAGACGUGACUGUUUUAAUCAAGAGUAAUAUGAAGUCUAUAAUGAUUGACAAGAAUAGAUAUGAGCUGGUACAAAGUGCUAGUGUUGGUCUGUACACAUGAAUCACAGUGCAACCAUGCCACUUAAAAUAUUACAGGGUCAGUUCACCAAAUUAUAACUUCCAGCUGUAUGGGUGUCAAUAUUUCCAGCGUGCAGGGUUAGGGUUAGGAUGUGUGGUUUAAAAUAUAACAAAGCUGCUGGUAAAGAUAAAUGACCGUAAUCCACCACAUUCUUGAGAUUAAGUGCUAUGUAAUAUUACUCUACCAAGACGGUGUUAAGGUUUAUCACUUACCAAUUGUUUGACAGAGACAUUUAGGAGCUAAAACAAUGACUGACAGAAUCAGUGAAUUUACAGCACUUAAUUAUGACCCACCGUUUCUCAGCGGAGACUCUAGGUCAGACCAGCUGACAACAAAUUUAGACCAUUAUCCCAAGUGCCUUUUUAUUAUCAUUAUUAUAGUUUAAUCCUGCACAAUCAGGAUGUAAACAAGCACAGAUGGCAGUUGGCAUCUUGUUGCAUGGUGUGGUUUGUUAGUGCAUCAAUCUAGACAAUGGAGGUGCAGUUUUAAUUAUGUUGUAUCUGGUUAAACUGACAUCUUAACAUUAAGCUGUAUAAAAGUGUAACCUGCACAGACAUGUGAACAUAAACCCAUAAACCUGCAGGAAGGACUGAGGCUGGAGGUACUUGCUCUGCUAAUGUUUACCUUGUUUGUUUGCUAAUGUUUACCUUACCUUGCAGACCCUGUGAUGUUAGGCUGUGUUGGGCUCAGCCUCUUUAUACAGCAAAGAAAUCCUUCAUUUCAAAACAAACCUAACUUCCAGAUGAAUCAAGUGUACCAGAUCAUAUCAGUUUCCCCCCAAUAUCAACAAUGUAUUAAAACUCCAGUGAGGAAUGUUUGAUUUAUGUUGAUUUUGGUGUCCUCUGUGGACACAGCAGUCUUAGUUUACGCUGUCCUCUACAUGCUUAAGUUGUACUGACUUUUGGCAGUCAAAUGUAUCAUUUGAUGUAAAUAUAAAUGAUGGAAAAUGGACAAACAGGCUUUUCCUUGGUCUGUGUAUUUGGUGGCCAACGAAUUUUCCUUUUCGAAUGGAAAAUAAUUAAAAUCGGGAGACGAGCUGUCUCCCAACAACAGGUAGGGAAUCUGAAGACAAAAAACGGAAAGCAAGCCGUUUUUCAUUUUGAUCAUCAAAAUCAAUGAGAAUGAAAAUACAACUCAGUACUUGACUUUCUGUGAUGUGGCUUUUAAUGGAAAUCGAAGAUCAAAGAAGAAAUCGAAGUUGUGGAAAAUAAAUCAUAUCUUGCUUGCUUCAAGUCACAACUUCCAGGUCACAACAAAAAAAGCAAAUAAAACUUGAAACACAAGAUUUCCAUGCACGUAUAUUGAUCUUUUUCAUUUGAAAACGAAAAUCAGUUGGCCGCCAAGUAUAUAAACCUUUCUUCAGCUGCUUCAAAGACACCUCCCCCUUGUGCCUGUUUCAUAAAUUAAUGUCCAUAUAAAACAAUUGCUAACAGCCUUGUUUGCACUUAAAUAUCAUAAAAAAGCAUCUACAUUAAUUUCAUUUUAUUUCAUAAACACAUGCAAAAAAAAAUAAAAAUCUUCAGGAGCUUUAGACACUUAAUCCUCAAUUGAUACAUAAUUUUCCUUUUAUUUUGUUAAAAAGUUUUAAAAAGUUUGUAAAAAAGUUUAAAGUUUCCAUUGGCCACUUGAGGCAAUGCAAUGUGCAUAGACUGUAUAAACAUGGAAAUAAGCUGAGUCCAAGGCUGUGUCCCUCAAAAGUCUCAAUUAAAGAGAUCACAUUAUUGCAGUGUAUUCAAGGAUGAAUACAGCUGAUAAAUGAGUCCUACUUUUCCUGGGAUGCACCAGAUGCUUGGACUUCACGUUGAAUAAAAGUACUUUGUUUCUACUCAUGAUCACCUCUGGCUCCAAAUUAAAAAGAUGGACUUGAUUUUCUGCACCUUACAAUAAAGAUCCACCCCCCUGUGUGUUUUACAGCUUCAGUCCACUCUUGACUGUCAGUCUUUGCUUCAUUUCCAACCAGGAGUUUUUCACAGCUGACCUGUCAUAGAGGCACAGGUGGGACUGUGUGCACUAAUGUUGGCUCUGCCCCAACAAUUACAAUUAAGAUGGAUGCCUCAAAGUGAAGCUCAGACAGAAGAUAUGACAAGAGGUUUCAGACCUAUGAUGUUAAAGUUAAGUUUACGCAGGAGGUCUAUGUGAGGGAGAUUUAAAAAGUUUAACUCUUUAGUGCACCUCAGAUGCAUGUUUGUAAUCUUUUGUUGUGUCUUCUCUUCUUCUAUUGGUAAAUCUCAUACGCUCAUCAACUGAGUUUGAAUGUGAAGGCUUGUUAAUAGAUAAAUGAAACAUUUUCAUUUAAAUUGAAUAAAACUAGAUGAAAAACUUGUCUCUAUCAAAUCCAUCAAUAAUGCAUCCCUAAUGCUGUGCUAGGCCAGGCUCUGGGGGAUCAUGUAAUGCUUAUUCUAGUGGACAGCAUGCUAUCAUUUAUCAUCAAGAGGCACAUCUUUAUUUUUUGAAUUUCCUUUAUUUGAAGGUGAUGCAUAAAAACACGAUGCAUGUUUCUCUUCCUUAUGCUCUUCUUCUGUCUUUUGUCCUCUUCUCAGGUGUUCUCAGUCUUUCAAGUAACAUUGUGGUUCUGCUAAUGUUUGUGAAGUUUAAGGAGCUCCGCACUGCCACCAACUACAUCAUCAUCAACCUGGCAUUCACUGACAUCGGAGUGGCUGGUAUCGGCUAUCCCAUGUCUGCCGCGUCAGACCUGCACGGCAGUUGGAAGUUUGGCUACACCGGAUGUCAGGUGGGAGGAAUUUUAGUGCCCCCUGCAGGCAGAUUACUCUUUUGAGCAAAAAUCUCAUCCCCCUGACUUAUUUCAUGCUGGGAAUCGUAGAAACAGCUGCACCAACCACCCUCUCACUAGUUCAAGACUCACCAACCCUGUCACUGAAGGUCUUGUUUGCUUCUCGAUAUUGUGAAAGGGUAUCAAUAUAGAUUUCAGUCUGUUUCCUAAACAUGAAAAACUCCUCACAGGAGCUUUAAGCACUGUCAAAUGUAUUUUAUAUAACCUGGUAAACAUGGUAAUAAAUGCUGGUAAAAUGGAAAUACCACUUCCCUGCACACUAAGACAAUAAUAUAAUCCACACACUGCCAAAUGUCCCCUUUUCACAAGAACUUGAAUCGUGACUAUCUCGUUUAGUCCCAGAUUCUGUCAGGGUUUUUUUUUUAUUAUUUCUCCAGAACCAAACAUGAGAACACCAAUAAGCUGAAAUACUCUUGUUGAAUGCAUGGUGGGUUAAGUUUUAAAUCUAAAUUAUUAACUGAAAAAUAAAAUGACUGCACAGGGUAAAAUAAUGUGUAACAGUAGCAGCUUAGGGUCCAAAAAAAAAACCCCCUUAUUUAAAGCUGAAAGUAAAACAGCUGCAGAAAGUUUGUGUGCUCCAGUUUAAGUGAAAGAGUUAAAUAUUUUCACAAACAGUGAUUGUUAUUUUCCCACAUGACGUUGAAGUUAAACUGUUCCUCACUCUCGUGGUGUUGCAUGUCUCGUGCAAGUUUCCUAAAUCCCUCAAAAUUUCGUAAUGACUAACGUGACACAUUCUGAGCUGGACAUGAGACCGAAUCCUUGAGCAGCUGAAGCUCUGCAGCCAGCCGCGUGUUAGGAUUCUUACUGCAGAUUAGGAGGUUUUUCUUCAGUACCCUGUUAUUGCACAGUAACACUGAGCCAUGUGACGCUAAUCUAAAGAGAGAAACCCUGGAAAGCCAGACCCAGCAGUGUGGCUGUUUUAUUUACUGACAGCUAAGAGUGGUUUCUCAUGAAUGCAGAAACACUCCUUUAGUGUUGCUGCCUCCAUCAGAGAGCUCCUUAAUGAGCUCAGGAGUGAUGGAGAACCUUUUUUAGUUCAUCUCUCUGUGAGAAAUGAUCACUGUGAACCCUGUUGCUAGGUAAAAUACAUGUUUCAAGAGCUGCAAUUGGUUAAUUCGCAAUAGACCUUUUUCACAGUACGUAGAAGUGUGUUAGCAUGUAGUGGAGCCAUUAGCAUCGCCUAUAGACGGCCAUUCAUCUUUCACGAUAUUACCAAGCUCGCGAUUCGUUUUUUUGAAAGGUAAUGUAAAAUCUUGUGCUUUGUGCUGUUUUACUAACUCCUGUUCUUCAAAAUACUGUCCGGAUUUUGUACUUUACUUCUCGGGAAUUAUGUUUAAUAGGUCAUUACUGAAGAGCAAUGGUUACCAUCAUCAGAAAAUUUCCAGACCUAUUAAACAUAAUUCCCGAAAAGUAAAGUACAAAAUCCGGACAGUGUUAUGAAGAACAGGAGUUAGUCAAACAGCACAAAGCAUAAAAUUUUACAUUGGCCUCACACCGUCCACGGGAUUCGGCGCUGGGCUCUUCCCUCUUCGUUUGCCGCUACUGAGGGAAUCCUGGUUAGUUUCUUUUCCUCCGCUUAGUAAUAUGCUUAGAUUCAGCGGGUUGUCUGAUAUGAGUUCGUAGUCGGAGGAUGGGGGUCGGGGAGCGGGGGCCGAAAGGACCCCCAAUUUCCCUGUCCGCUCCCAGCGCGUCCGGCCGCUCCACCAUACUACCAUACUACAAUGUGGGCGUGUCUAGUAUCUGAAGUAGUAUCUGAAGUAGCAUGCUACUCGCUCCGGUGGCCAAUUCGGACAUGCUACAUACUACUUCGACUACUACUUUGACUACUACUUGGCAAUUCAGACGCAGCACCAGUUUGUUGUCCCCAGAGUCCGAACUGAAAUGGGAAAGAAGACUUUCAGGUUCUCUGCCCCCUCUGCAUGGAAUAAUCUGCAGACUGAAUUUAAGCUGCAAAACUUGGUGUCUUUGACUGUUUCUAAAUCUGCAGUUAAAAGGCUGGAGUACAAACUCUCAGAAUGUCGCUGUUUUAACUGAUGUUUCCUCACAUUUUUAUUCCGUAUUGAGUCUGUGUGACUGUUUGUUGUAACUAUGUACUGCUGCCAUUCUUGGUCAGGUCUCCCUUGCAAAUGAGAUCCUCAGGUUAAAUGGUUAAAUAAAAAUAAAAUAAACAAAAUCCACAGCAGAACCGUCCAACUAUAGACAUUAUGUACAUAAACAUAUAUGAUGUCUAUGAGGUUAAUGCUGCUCCACUGCUAAACUGAAUGAACACAAUAGAGGGAGCAGGGCCAAAGCAUUGAGCUCUGCCCAUAGACUGUAUAUACUAUGGACAACUUGGGUCCGCCUUCCGUCUGUAUACGGAUUUGAAGCCAAAAAGCUCUAGGUAUUUCUGGGAUUUUUCUUCAUUUCCUGAAACCAGCGCUGUGCAGUAGUGAUGCGCGCAUUCGGCCGCACAGUCGCAGAGAGUUAGCCUGGCUGGGCCAUCCUGUUGCGUGAAUCACUUGAUGUUCCUUGACUCUGCAAAGUCGGCAGAAACCGUUUAUAUCCGACGUCUUCUGCGGAUAUAAACGAUUUCUGCUGACUUUGCAGAGUCAACUGCAGAAUUAAUGGCGUUCUGAAUGAACGGGGAUUUGAAAAGUCCCGCAGCAUGUGUUAGACGUCACCACUACACAUGGACCAAUCAGGGGCUGCCUUUCCCUGUUGUCCAGGUAACAGUGGAAACACGAAGGGCCGAAGUCCAGACUGUGGUGGGAAGGAACAUCAAGUGAUUCACGCAACAGGAUGGACCAGCCAGGCUAGCACAGAGUCGCUGUGAUGACGCUCGGCUCAAACAGCGUAUCCCCCGGGAGAGCUACUCAAUCCCUGAACGCCCAUAGGCUGUAUCUGGUGUCAAUCAUAGCAAACAUUAACCCCCUAAUAACUUUUAAAAAUGGAUCUUCACAGAAAAAAGAGGACUUGAGCACAAACCAGUGUUACAAUAACUACAUGUCAACAUCGCAAGCAGGGGGGAAAAAUGUAUGUUCUGUGUAAUAAAUUUCUAAAGUCGGUCCACAGCCCCAUAAGCUUUGCUUGCGGAGGUGGGAUUUAUGACCUAUACUGCAGCCAAACAACAGAGGGUGCUGUUCUCGGAGUGGCUUCACCCAGCAAGGAGGCAGACGGCGUCCAUUCUAUAUGGCUCUGCCCCUAGCCAGCUUUGAGAAAGCCUUUGGAGAUGUGGCCAAUCAGAAGACAGUAGGCUUGUUAAGGGGGGACCUUAAAGAGGCAGCAGCUAGAAUGAAGCGUUUCAGACAAAGGCUGAGAUAAUAUUUUUAUACACCAUUGUUAGAAAUUUGAGGCUGUUUUAAAAACCUAAAUCAUGUGAAGAUAUUACAGAGGUAUCAGAAGGGAAGUAAAGAGUUUAAAAAAAUGCAUAAUACCCCCUCCUUUAAGAUAUACUCUUGAUUGUUUGACAAAGACUUCUGCAUCAAAACUUUGACCCAGAGAAAACAGUACGGGGUGAAUUUAUAGUACGCUGUCAAUCACUUUGACCGACUCCUCCCCUUAACUCGUGAUUUCAGACUUUAAAAUAGAGACAUCAGUAUUCAUUUCAUUCUGAUUUGUGACAAGAUUAAACUCUUUACAGCGUCUUUUUAAAUUUAGUUUUAUGAAUUACUUGUUUUUUUUGCUGUCCUUUUAAUGUCAUUUGUGACUUGAAAAAAGUGCUCAAUUUAAUUAUACUCUCAGUUAUACAAAGGCACAGUGUGUAGUCUUUAGGGUUAGGUUUAGAAUAUCACAUUUAUACAUGUCUUAAAAUUUGCUUGAGUAGAAUUUAGCAUCAUUUUAUCUAGAGUAUUUGAAUAUAUUAUGCAAAGGUUUGUUUAAAUUAGUUUAUAUUGAACAAAAUAUCUUGAUCCCUUAUUUCUGAUGGCUUAAAAAGUCUUAUAUUAGAGUCUUAUAUAGAAGCAGCGGGUCCUCACUGUGAAGGCUGCCAUGUUUUUCUACAGUAGCUCAGAAUGGACAAACUAAAAGGAAGCAAACACAUUUUGUUAAUUACUAGGUGGAAAACAGAGAAGGUAGGGUGAGAGCAGCUGUUGUUGCAUUAAAUGAAUUUAUACUGGGAAAGCUUUUGAUGGUAAAAACCUGACAAAUGGAGGAUCAUAGCUUUUUAUAUGUGGCCCAAAUACUUUAUCGUACACAAGAAAAAUUGGCUUUGUUUAAGAUUAUUUUGCUAAUCUCAGUUUGUGUUACCAAAACAAUGAAAAACUCACAAUCACUAAUUCUGAGCUACAUGACUUGUGUCUGUUGUGGGUAAUAUCAUCUCUUUUUCAUUCAGUGUUAGAGUAAAAAAAAAAUUUGACAUCAGUGUCAACACCUCACAUCUGAACAUCGAAAGAGUUAUAAUUAUAAAGUCUGUUUCAAAAGUUUAUCCUGAAGUGUUUCUUCUCUGCAGAUCUAUGCAGCUCUCAACAUCUUCUUCGGGAUGGCCAGUAUUGGCCUGCUGACCGUGGUGGCCAUCGAUCGCUACCUCACCAUCUGCAGACCGGACAUAAGUACACAAAACCAUCAGUCGCAAUCAUCAUCACAAUGAGGAUAAAAUCAGAACUGUUGAAGAUCACAUGUCUUUUUGUCCUGAUUUCUUGGUUCCACCUAAUCUGUCUCUAGAUGACAGCAUGUAGAAAAGAGAUGUUUCAGACAUAAAUUAACAACCUGUGUUCACACUGUGGGCCUUCCUCUGUAAGUCAUGGUACGAGGCUCAAAUGUUGUCCAUUACCAUUAUCUGGGUUUGUAAGUCCAACUAAGGAGGGUUUGAUGAGUGCGAUUUCAAUCAGACUAAUACUGUAUUUUAUUGUAGUAUACAUACUUUAGAUUUACAGGAAAUUACUGACUACUGAGUUGCAGAUAUGAUACAGUAACAAUGUUAAAAUCACAGAUAAAUAUUAUGAGUAUGGUACAUUAUCAUACUUUAAUUAAGCAAUAAAAGAAAGUAAUUUUACAGUAACGUGGGGGUUAUGUUCACAUAAAAAUACAGCAAAGUCCUUGUAAAGUAAUUUUAAUACUUAUUACAAUAUCAUAUUGUAACUUGAAAUAUAAUACCAUCACAGUAUGAUUGCAUCUGGGUUGCUGUGGAAACACAGUAUGUUACUGUAAUUUUUAAUAAAUUUGCUGUAAAAUAAUCACAAUAUGGUACUUUAAAUUUACUGCAGUUAUUAGCCAAUAAUUUACUGUGAAAAUACUGUAAAUUUUUGGGCAUUGUGCAUGUGUUUCAAAACUCCAUUUCAGUUACACUGAUGCAAUGAAUGGAGUUUUUCAACAACAUGUAAACACUGAUAAAUAUUCAAAGACUGAAGAUUGUCUGGACUCUUCACAUGGCUUGUUUGGUCCACAGAUAAUGACUUUUAUGGUCUGUUAUUGAUUGAAAAGAGGGUAGAGGGAGAUGCAGAAAGAGAGGGCUGGACAGAGACAACAACUAAAGUACAGAAAAACAAAAGGGUGAAAGUGUGUGUAAUAUCUUAGUCUGUUUUUGAGAACGUGUGCUCUUCAUCCCUCCAGAGCAGAAAAUGACGGGGCGAUCAUACAACCUUCUUAUCCUGGCAGCAUGGCUGAAUGCUGUCUUCUGGUCCACCAUGCCCAUAGUGGGCUGGGCGAGUUAUGCCCCUGACCCAACCGGAGCCACUUGCACCAUCAACUGGAGGCAGAAUGAUGCGUGAGUUAACAGGAGGCUGCUUGAUGAUCUCUGAGUUUAGGGGGUAGCCUCAGGAGAAAGUUUAAAACCUGCUUUUUCCUCCUCCUCAGCUCCUUCAUCUCCUACACCAUGGCUGUGAUUGCUGUGAACUUUGUGGUGCCACUCGCUGUUAUGUUUUACUGCUACUACAACGUGUCAGCCACUGUGAAGAGAUACAAAGCCAGCAACUGUCUGGACAGCAUCAACAUCGACUGGUCGGAUCAGAUGGAUGUCACAAAGGUAAAAACUGAAAAAAGUGAGAUAAGUCCUCUAAACUGGCAUAAGAGUAUGGCUGCUUUUAAACUUCAACACAGCAUCCAAACCUUUAAUGCAGAAAUGCCUGAAAUUGUUUCUGUCUAAAUCUGAACUCUGCUGUUUGAAAAAACAAAACAGAGCUCAGAGGAUGUCCACUUCCUGUUUGAUUAUUACCUCAAACAUUUCCUCAAUGUUGCAUGGUCUCAGUUUGUUUUGGAACCUGAAUUUUACUGAAAAUGCACUUCACUAAGAGGGCAAUAAACUGGUCUCUGCAGCAUCUUUUUUGUUAUUAUUAUUUGCAAAUGUUGAAUCAAAUGCUUUGGCGUCUGCAGGAAAAAAACUGUCAGUAUGGAAAGCAAAAACAGGAGGGACAUAAACCAUCCAAGAAAAUCUGAUUAUGUUUAUUGAUCUUUCUCAAUCUACGUGCAAGUAGGCCACAGCAAAUGAUCUUAUCAGCAUUUAGAUUUCUAGAUGUCCCUGAAUGCUGCAGACAUGGUGGAUCUGACCUCCAUCCAACAAACAAACAUUUUCAAAGUAGUUUUCUUCUCCCCUUGAGGACAGACAAAGCCGACAAAGCUGGACUCUUGAUUUUUGACGAAUCUGACUAAAUUAUAUUAUUAUUAAAGCAGACUAAAGACCCACAAAUGAGAAAAAAAAUUAAAAGAAAAUCAGUUUCUUUCCAGGUUUCUGCUGCUGACAUACACUAGAGUGAAGUGUUUACAGUGAAACCUAGACAGUGUGGUUGUGGAAACCUGGACUAAGAUGGUGGGAAAUAUGGAUUUGCUGACCUCUUGGCCAGGUCACCCUUGUAAAAGAGAUCUCGAUCUCAAUGGGUUAUAUAUAUACAGUAUAUAUAUAUAUAUAUAUAUAUAUAUAUAUUGAUAUUGCUGUCCAUAUGGUAAGGAUUUGCUUUUCUAUGUUUCUUGGGUGCAGAUGUCUGUGGUGAUGGUCCUGAUGUUCCUGGUGGCCUGGUCUCCAUACUCAUUGGUGUGUCUCUGGGCAUCUUUUGGGGACCCUAAGACAAUCCCGGCCCCCAUGGCUAUCAUCGCUCCUCUCUUUGCUAAGUCCUCAACUUUCUACAACCCCUGCAUUUAUGUCGUUGCCAACAAAAAGUAUGUUUUUCUCUCUUUGUUAUUACUUCAUACAUGCAGACUUCUUGUUGUGUUGCUGUCUUUGUUGAGCUGUGAGCAGAUGAUACAUUUAAAGACAUAAAUGUUUCUCUCCCGCAGGUUUAGGAGAGCCAUUAUAGGUAUGAUUCGGUGUCAAACCAGGCAGCGAAUCACCAUCAACUCCCAGGUUCCCAUGACAACCUCCCAACAAACACUAACCCAGUGAGGUGAAGCUGCCUCUGUAUCCCGUGUAUGGAACUAUUCUGACAUUAAACCAGGUGUAGAGGAUUGGCAGGAUGAAAAUGAAUGACUGUUUUUCUUUCUAUUGUAGUUUUUUUUUUCUUUCAGUUUGUGGUGUUUACUGUGUAAAUCUCACUCACUGUGCUGCCGUAGUCAUUGUUUGUUUGCUGGUUACUUCAAUAACAAACUGACGAUAAAAAUCCCUCUUUGUCUGGACUGAAUACUUCAUGUUUCAUCAGUCUCACCUGACUCUGUUCAACUCUCCUCUCUGAACAGCCCUAUACAGUUUUCACAUACGGAGGAGAUGAAUCCAGUGAAAGCAGUUCAUGCAGAUCUAUUGCUUUCAUAUAAUGCAGAUGUAUGUUUACAACAUCUUUAAAAUACCCAUAUUGACAUAUAUUAAAAUGAAUAUAUACAUUAUCUGUAAAGGCC